ACUACCUUCAAUGUGCUGUCCAGAGUGGCUCACCUGGACAAUGUAUUCCCCGACAUGCUUGGCUGUGAAACGAGCAAUCAUCGUCCCAUCGUCUUUACCGGGCUCUGUCUUGACCGUAGCAUCGUGAUCAGGGUGGCUUGCUUUGAGUUUUAUAUUCUUGGUCCCUUCCGUUAGCCCGGUGAUUAGAAAGGUGACACAUUCUCUCGUUUUCCCGUAUCCUUUUGGAGGGGUAACUCUAAACUUGCUGGGAUCCGGUACCUCGCUCACCCACGGACUACUCAGAAUACUGACUCCGUUGAAUUCCAGGGUGAACUCGAGCGUUCCCGGUCUCUUGGGCAGGUAGCUGAAACUAGCCACAGUCCCUGUCUCAGUUGAUUCCAGCUCCUCUGUCAGCUCGUCUGCAGAAGUAGCCAGUGCAGUAAGUGCUCCAGGUCCAGCACAUGUGCUGUCCACGGCGAAGAAGAUUGGCUCCCCGACAAUCGGAAUGAACUGUUUUGGGUCUGGUAGUCCAGUAAUGACACACUUCUUUGGGUCUGACACGGCGAACUGCAGCGGGCUACCAGGGAUCGCAGUCUGACCAAAAGUAAUCUCCAACUCUUGCUCCCCUACGUUCCAAGGCGUGCACGUGACAGAGUAGCACUCUUCUUCACCAGUGCUCUUUAUGUCAAUGGUGUACUGGUGUUCUGUGGUACUGGGUUUGACCUGUAGCUUCGCUCUACCAGCCCCCGUUGUCGUCACUGUGAAAUUAAAGGGUACACCCACAAAUAGGUUUUUACUAGUCAUUGCUUCAGUGUCAAUGGAGCAUUUUGAGGGAUCGCAGAUUGAGACAGUGAAGGGAGAUCCAGGGAUGCUGAACCCCCCAAAUCUCAGGUCAACUUCAGCCUCACCGAACUGAACAGCACUGAGCGUGACAGUGCACAUGUCGGGAUUGUGUUGUUCACAGAUGACAGUUAGCCCCGUGCCAGUCACACGGGGUUUCAACUCUGCCUCUCCGGCACCAGCUGUGGAGAUUGCGAGACUGCGACAGGCUCCAAUCUUGAGACAAGUUGGCAGGCUCUCCUCUAUACUGCACUUCAAUGGGUCGAGGACUGUUAUGCUUAGGGGAGCCCCCGGAAUUUCUUCCCCUUCCCAUUUCACCGACACCAGAUGAAUUCCGAUGAGCACAGGGUCAAACUUGAGGAAGUGUAGCAUCUUCUGCCCCGUGCGUUCCUCUGAUGCGAAUAUCCUGAGAGGAGUGUGGUCGGGUUGGACUCCAGAUACACUCAGAGACCCGGAGCCAGCUGACGACGUGUCCACAGUCAACUCAACCGGUUCUCGAAUCACUGCAAAGAAGCCAUCGUCGAUGACUUUUCCUGAAAUAGUGCAGUUGUGGGCGUUUGGUUCGGGGCGAAUCCUGAUGUUGAAAGGACUUCCAAGUACUUGGGUUCCUUCGGUUUUGAUGCUCAGUUGCAGCACACCUGUAGUCUUGGGAACGAAGGAGAGGUUGUAGGUACCAUUGCCAUUGUCCUUACAGUCAACCGCAGGGUAAUCAACGUCUCUGAGGGAAGAAGUGCUGGUGGUUUUGAAGUCGGCUGUCAGCAGACCUCUCUCGAUGAGUUUAGAUCCUCUUGCAAACACGGUCAGUUCUGCUCGUCUGUUAGCGACGGCUCCUUUCAGCCCGGGACCACCGACAGUUAUCUUGCUCGGAUCGAUCGGUUUUAUAACUUCAAAUUUCGUCGGACGCCCUGCAAUCCUUGCUCCACCUACCGUCACAUCCAACGUAUGAUCCCCUUCCUCGAAAGGUGAAAACUUUGCCAGAUACUUCCCAUCACUCUGUUGUGACAGCUCAACAGGGCAUUCUGCCUUUGGACCCUUCACUGCUACCUCAGGCAAGCAGUUCCCACUGUGGGUGGUGUCAAUAUCGACUUCCACAGUGUUUCCCAGUUUUACUGGUCCUCCAGUCAGAGACGUGCAGGAAAACGUGCACUUCUGUGGAUCCACAACGUUGAUUUCAACUGGAAUCCCGGGAAUGUUGUAAUUGGCCCAUUUUAGGAAGACGUUGCACUUGCCGCAGUGGAUUCCCUUUAGGACCACUUGUUGAGAGGUGGGGUCGGUGGAUUUAAUUCUCAUUUCACACUCAAGGCACGAGCUGCUCUCUCCCCCGCUCGUCUCUGCCGAGAAGGAUAGUUCACCAGGCCCAGCGUCUUUGGUGUUAACCAGAAUCUCUGCCUUUUGUGAUAUUGGAAUAACAGAUGGUACUUUACCAUCGAUUGUACACUCAUCUGGGUUGGCUACUAGCACGUAGAAAGGGCUGCCUUGAAUGUGCUUUUUUCCGCACAGCACCUCGCAUCUAUACUCACCAACGUGUUUUGGAGUGAAGCGAACCACUGCAGUUCUGUCUCUCCCGGUCUCUACCUUGACCGUUGCGUUGUGUUGGGGGUGUUUCACAGCAAUGGCCAUAUUUGACAGGCUUUUCUUUGUCAGACCGGUGAUCACAAACUUGACACAUUCCUUUCUGCCUUCCGUAGCCUUUUGGGUGAUUGACUUGGAAAAGGGAGAGGUUGGCGACGUUGCACACCCAAGGAGCUUGAAGAAUGUUGGCUCCACUGAAGGUAAGAAGUAACUCCAUCGUCCCUGCUUCCUUUGGUACACACUUUGCCACAAAUGUUCCGUUUUCUUGCUCUGUAACUUCAAUGCUCUGCAUUAUUCCAUCCUCCAUCUUGUAGGCCGCCUUGAUCUCUCCUUUCCCAGCCUUUCUGGGGUCUAUCUCAAACGAAAAUGGUUCGUUAACCUCCGCGAUAAACGUCUGAGCAUCAGGAAGGUUCAGUAUUACUACGUUCUUUGGGUCACUUACGUCGACAUAAAAGGGGCUGCCUGGGAUAUCUUUCUCGCACCACUGAACAGUCAUUUUGUGUGAACCCUGCAAAGUCGGGAAAACCUUGACAGUGUGAAUUCUGUUUCCAUCGGGGGUGUUGUCCUCUGCGAGGUAUAUUGGCAUUGUUUUUGAGGCUGGAUCUGUGGCGGUCACUUUCAACGUACCCGUACCAGCUUUAGACGAGUCGACUUGAAAAUCCAAAGGCUUUCCGACGACAGCUGACAUGGGGUUGUCAAUUGACUCACCGAAUAUCGUACAAUAAGAAGCUUCUGGUGUCGGUAAUGCACUGAUAGCAAAGGGGCUACCUGGGAUGUGGUCUCCGUCGCAAGUGACAGCAAGUGAAUACUCACCAACUUCAGGGACCACGUAUUCGACGGUGUAUGCACCGCUUCCAAUUUCUGUGAUGCAGACUACUGGUUUGACAGUGGACGGUCCGAAUGCAGAACUUAUUACAGUCACACUUUCUGUGCCCUCUCCCGAUACCUUCACUUUCAGCAUCUCUUUCCAAACGAGACCCGUUCCACUUGCUGGCCCCUGGAUUGAGAAUUUCGCAAUCUUCAUAGCCACAAUGUUCUCAAGUCCCUCUCCCAGGGCCGAGAACUGCGCCGCUUCCAUGGAUUUGGAAAAGUAUACUUUGAAAAGGGCUGUUUGGGAUGGGUUCGCCACCCCACAGUACCUCGAUGGUGUGUGGGCCUGGUUCGUAACUAGUGAACUGAACAGAGUAGGUUCCGUUCUGACCUUCCCGUAUUUUAGUCCCGUACACAGCUUUCUUUCCGCUGGGGUUUACAACCAGUUCACCCCUACCUGCCCGAGCGGCUUGGACAGUGAACUCAAACGUUUCCCCCACUUUUCCCUUGCCUUCGGUGAGACCAGGUCCAUAGGCACUGCAUUUGGAGGCAUCGCACACAAACACACCAAAUGGGGUGUUGGACAGGUUGUCGGCGUUCCACGUGAUUGCGAUCGUGGCCUCUCCAAUGACGUGCGGAGUGAGGCGAAGACUGUAAAACUCGCUGUCUCGUUCGGUCAACGAAGUCGCGAGAAUUCCAGAUUGAUUAGAAGAGGCUUCCAGAGCUCCCUGACCGGCGCCCUUUGUGCUGAUGUUGAGCUCGACCGGACGAUUCAGCUGCAAGUACCUCGGAAUCAUAUCGAGUAUGGCACACUUUGAUGGGUCAGUGACAACAACACUCAGAGGAGAUCCUCUCAAGUUCUCCCCAGCACAUGUUACAAUGACGCCGUAGUUCCCCGUAGUUUCAGGGACAAAGCUUCCGAUGUUUAUACCGUCUCCUCUCGGCUCGAGCGCCAACUCUUGUUGACCGGUGGGUGUCUUUAGCUCGACGAUAACCCCUGGUAAGUUUGACUCUGAGGCUGCGACUGUGAGAGUCACCUUACUGUUUGCCUGAGCUUUCUUACCUGCCGUCGGUUCGCGGUGUGAGACGCUGCACUGUGUAGGGUCCACCACUCUGACAGUGAAUGGGCUACCAGGUAUGUUCUCCCCGGCUAUUUUCACCAUUACGCCGUCCGUUCCGACACGGGUCGGAGUGUAGCAACACUCAAAUGCGUCGAUACCCUUCGGCGUUACAUUUGCAUUUGUGGUGUGUGCGUCCGAGUGUUGGAUCGUAACGCUGAGAUCUGCUACGUUCACCAUACCUUUCACGUCCAUUCUGACCGGCUUUCCUACCCUGGCACACUGCCCCCCCGUCACCUGGUUCCCAGACACGGAAAAGCCGCCGGGAUCUAGUAUAUCUACUACGAACGGACUCCCCGGGACCUGCUGAUCGCUCCAAGAUAUAUUGAUUGCGAGCUCGCCUGCUCGGUUGGGGGUGUACUGUACCUCAAAGACGCCUUUCUGGGUGGGAUGUGGGUUAAUAUCUGCAGCCACUGGAGUCCCACCCAUAGAGAUUAUGGACACAUUCAACACACCACUCCGGCCGUGGACGAAUCCACUUGAAAGAAUGUUGGCCGUCCAAUGAAAGCUUUUCGCAGCCCGUGACCAGUACACGAUACCUCCUUCGGUUGGUAGGCCAAGAAUUUUGCGUACUGAAAUCGAGAGAGGUAUGUGGCAACAUUUAGCUCAUCCACUUUGGGGUCGGCGAGCUGCGAUGGCUUUACGACCGGCUUUACGCAGAGGCGCUCCUCUGCUAGUUUCAUAGCCCGCGUGAGGUUUUGAAGAGAAUCGUGCGGAUCCAGCUCCUCGCAGUCCGCGAAGACCCCGGGGACAAGAUUAUUGACGAGGCACGCAAGAUUUACCCCAUUGUUCCAGUCUUUCUUGAAGUUUGUGAUCGUUCGUUGUGGGAUCUUGUUCUGAAUCCACCUCAGUAGCUGCUCGUUUGCAGGCUUACAGAAAUACGACACAUACGUCAUGACGCUCAACUCAUCCACAUCACUGUGGCGGAGAUCAGAAGCUUCCAGUAGCUUUGGGAUCCCCAACUCCUCCUCUGCUAUAUCCAUGCCCAGUUGGCAGUUGUCCAAGGCUUCGGAGCGUCGCAGAGUAGCAUAGUGCGGACAAAGGCCGGGUCUGAUUCGAUCCACGAGAGCGCAGAGUGCUAUCCCGUCGUUCCAAUCAGUCGUGAAAUUGGUGACCUUCUGGUCCGGGAUCUGGGUGUUGAUCCACGCCAGGAGUGCAUUCUUGGUCGAUAGGUCCUUACCUGAACUGCGAAUUUGGAAGUGGCGGAUGAGGGUCCAGAUCAGCCCCAUAAUCAGCUUCAAAUUCCCACUGUAAAUAUCCUCAGGGCCUAUGUUGACGACUUUGAUCUGCUCUCGCUCCAGGAACCUCAACACAGCUCCAAUAUUCUCCAGCAUCUGAGGCUUGAUGACGGGUUCCCUGUUGUGUCGACCCACUUUCCUGGGGCUGGCGAUGCUCUCUAGCAGCUCCACCAGCACCAGACCGUCCCUCAGGUCUUUCUGUAGGUCGCUUACCUGCGUCCUCGCCGUCUUGAGGUGCCCGCGCAGCGCGUUGUUGACCCACUUCGUGAACGUCGUCUGCUGUAGCAGCUUCCAGUUUUGGUCGACAUGUCGCGUCAUCUCUCCUCUCCUCCUUUUCUCUCUUUUCUUUCUCUUGCCCCAACUGUGUGCAGCUUAGCUAGCUCGUAAUGCAGCAGAGCUGUGCACGAGCCACGCCCUUCUUUCGUGUGAGAUAUUUACGCAUGCGCGAUGUUCCGCGUGUGUGGGCUCGCGGUAAAUCAUGGAGGAAGCCAAAAUCGUGUGCAAGGAUCUCCUCUCCUACCUUGAAGACCUGCCCACCUCAGUCCUCAUCAGUCUCUAUGGAUACUCGUCAGCCUGUCUAGCCGUCUUCAGAGAGCUGCCAGAAUUGUCCAAGAUGUAUGUGAUGAGGUUGCUGUUCCUUGACCAACCCCUCUCUCAGACAGUCGUGGAUUCUUGGAGUAACCCAGAGGCUGUCAGUUACCACCGCGAAGCGAUUACAAAGCUACAGAGACUCCACGUCUACAAAACAUCUCCUCUGCCAGGAGGUCAACAAGGUGUCUCGCUGCACGAAGACUUUAGAAGAAAUCUACGAAUCCUGUUGUGCGGAGGGGGUACUCCAUGGGCCCUAGUUGGUCACAGAGGAGGAGAAGACAAACAUGCGAGGGACAUUGCCUUUCUCAACGACUAUGCUGAUAAGCAGUGGGAGCUCAAAUAA
Molecule: messenger RNA, 6491 nt
Organism: Geodia barretti
Lineage: Eukaryota; Metazoa; Porifera; Demospongiae; Tetractinellida; Geodiidae
Source: the annotation of a GenBank genome assembly